Nicotiana tabacum (common tobacco) is the source of this 828-nucleotide messenger RNA. The record is from RefSeq and is a predicted model, not a curated record. NCBI's taxonomy places the organism in Eukaryota, Viridiplantae, Streptophyta, Magnoliopsida, Solanales, Solanaceae.
UGAUAGGCCUUUGCAAAAGCAUGGAGGAGGACUUGAGCACAACGAAACAUAUUAUGGUUCCUGUUACGGUGCUGAAGGGUCAGAUGAUGAAGCCUAUCGAAAGAAAGGUUGGGCAUUGUCAAACCUAGAUAUUUUUGACCAGUUAAUUUUGGAGGUGGGAGUUGAGAUUGGGAGCUUCAAAACCAGUUUGGAGACUUCUCUGCGAUCAAAAGCUAGCUAUGUCACUAAUAAGGCUAUUAAAAAGGGUCGAGAUCCAACACCAAGUGAGAUACAUUUGCACAUCCAUACACAUGGUAAUGAUGAAAAUCAUUUGAUGUUGCAGGAGAAGAUAAGAAAAGAAGAGUAUAUGGUCUUGGAUCUCAAGAAAAAUACUACUAUGGGCCGAAUCUUUAUGACUCUUUUGGAUCUGAUGCAACAUCCUCAGCAACACCUUUAAAUGCUCAAUCAGCACCGAUAGGGAAUAUGAAUGAGUUAAUGACACGAUUGAUUCCUGUACUGACUGAUCAUAUAAUUCCUGUAAUCGUUGAGUGGGUAUGCGAAUUAGUUUCUUUAUCCUCGCAACAGCCCAAUAUUGAUCCUACCAAUCACCCAUCUGACGUGGCACCUAUAGUUCCUACCUCUUAUGUUGCUGCUAAUAUUGAUGAGGUUCAUGUAAUGGGUUCUGACGAUGACCAUGACUCUCCAGCCUUGCAUAGUUAGCCUAUUUUCUUUAAACUUUAUUGUAGGUGCUUGUGGAUAUUUUGUACUUAACGAUACAAUUAUAUGUAUUAUGCUAUAUAUUUUGGACCUUAUUGAAUGUUAAUUUAUAUUAAUAUCAGUCACUUUUAA